AUGUCUUCAAAAAUCCCUCCAUGUAAGGAAUAUUCAGAUGUCAUACAGGAAAUUUUACCUGAACUAAUCAAGCCUAUUUUGCAUUGUUUUGCUGAUUCAAAAGAAAAGUGCAGGGAAAUUGCUAUUGAAAUUUUGAGCAGGUAGGGGUUAUUUAGUUUAAUUGGAAGAUGUGUAGAGCCUGAUGAAUUUUUAGCUUAUAUUUUCCCUGUUUUAGUAGAAAGACUCGAUGCUUAUGAUAUCGAAGGCAUUCAAAACCUCCCUGAAGUUAUGCGGCCUAAUCCAUCACAGCGUCCACAAGUUGUAAAAUCCCCUAAAGAACCUUCAGAAGAGCUAAGAAUCCUCCUCGCGAAAUUCAUCCAAGUCAUCACAGAAAAAACAUCAGUCAGAAGCCUUUCCCCUUAUGUCCAAGAAUUGACUUCUGUCAUACGAAUUCUUUGUAUGGACCCUAACAACGGCGAAGUGAUCAUAACCUCAUGCAAAACAAUGGAAUUUUUGGCGGCCAAAGCCAAAGAGCUUCUUUUCCAUUACAGUGAACCUUUAGCGAGAAGCUUAUAUACAGCUAUAGUCCAUAAAAGCUGAAAAGUCAGAUGUGCGAGCUUAGAGGCACUAAGGGUAGUAAUGUAUAUUGGAGUUUUUAAAUAUAACGCUACCAUUGUAGAAGGGUUGAUAGGGUUUAGAGACCCAAAUGUGGUGCCUAUAAAAGACUUUUAUGAGCCAAGCGCCAAGCUGAAUUAUUUAGCAAUGCUUAUUAAUGACAGAUCAGCCCAUGUAAGAGAAACAUUUUUGAAUGUCAUUUCUGACUGGCUAUUAAAUUUACCUGACAAAUAUGAUCUAGAAACCAGACUUAUACCAUAUUUAUUAUCAGGUCUUUUUGAUCCUAUUCCUGGGAUAAGGGAAAAUACUUUUGCACAAAUUGAAGCUAUAGGCCAAAAGUAUGAAGAGGAAAAAGAAAAAGAAAUCAGAGAAAUAAGACAGCUGGGAUUCCAAGAACCGUGAACUUGUGAUGGAAUUAUGACUUAUCUGCCGUUACCAGAACCAUUUGCGAAAAGACCUAGAUUAGGGGCUAGGCUGUAUUUUCGUCAAUACGUCCGGCGUUAUCUAAAUGCAAUUUUCGCUGAACUAGGUGAUUGGAUUGCAUCAUCAAGGCUUUAUUCGUCAAAUUUAUUGGUCUGUCUUAUAAUUUUUACUGAAGAUUAUAUUUUAAUUAUUUUGAUUAGAUGCAUUUUCACUAAUAAAAUAAUGCCUUUUUUAAUAGGAGUUUGGUUUGUAAAUAUAUGUAAAAAUUAUUAAUUUUUUUAAAAGAAAUAUUACUCACUCCCCCCCUUUAAAAUGAAACAAAAAAUCCUGUUCCAAUUUAAAGGGGCUUGCAUUUUAUCUAUUAUUUUCAUCUUUAAUUUUUUUUAUAAAUUAAGCGCAAAAUUUAGAUUUAAUUUAUUUUUUAUGAAUAUUAAAUAAAGAAAUUAAUCGAUUCAGUGUAAUACCAUUUUAAAUAACAUUCAAAUAGCAUUCUGCCUAUAAACUAGGUCAAUAUAAAAAUUAUUAUUUUCAUUGAUAAAAUUUUCCUAUUGAAAAAAAAAUUUGUUCCAAUUUAAAAGAGGGUUAAAAGUACCCAAAAAAUGGAAAUUUUACCGAUGCUUUGUUACAAUUUAAAAGGGAGGACUCAGCAUUUAGACAAAUUUUUAUCGUGUAUCUAUAAAGCAUUAAUUAUGAAUUCCAAUCCAAAAGUGAUAGAAAAUUUACAAACUGCUAUAAAACUGGUAGGGAGAUAUGUUAAUACUGAUAGCUAUAUGCCUCAAGUUCUUGCUGCUUUAAUGGUAAGGUAA
Messenger RNA from Blepharisma stoltei, 1823 nucleotides. The record is from the annotation of a GenBank genome assembly. NCBI's taxonomy places the organism in Eukaryota, Ciliophora, Heterotrichea, Heterotrichida, Blepharismidae.